GCUGCCUCGACGCCGGCGACGAUGGUCGGCCUCGCCCGCACACGGACUCUCCGCGAUGUCGCACUCAUAUUCCUUGGCGCGGCGGCCAUGCACUUCACCACGAGCUUCGUGGGUCCCUUGACGGAUCACACCAGCUCGAUCGUGGUAAAGACCCAGGUCAGCUCGGAGUACGACACCGACCAGCAUAACAUAUUCGCAGCACCACCAGCGCAGCACGAUGCACACAAGCAACUCCACGUCGACCAUGUGCCGGCGCCAGUACUCCAGGAACAUCGAGAGCCUGCGCAGGAACCAAUCAAGUCGCCUGCGACUGUAGAUACCUCUUACACGAUACCCGAGACCACCAUCCUGUCUCACGCGCCAGGCUGGACUGUCUUCCGCAACAUUUACAUGUCGAACGGUACGAUGUACAUCGUCACGUCGCGUCCUUCCUCUUUCCCCGACAUCACUAUGAUGACCUCCACUGGGCUCGCUGCGGAAAACACACCGGAAAACAUCGCUGCGCGCAUGCCCACAGCCGAGGAUAUGGCAUUCAUUACACCACAGGAAGCGCAGGACUACUGGGGCGGGGACGGGUCACACGAGAAGAAUCGCAUCUGGUCCGCACCGGGGAAUUCAUUCAUCAUCAACGAACCCUCGCAAUUCCUCGAUCACUACUACCACUUCUGCGCCGAGUGGUUGUUUGGCGCAUGGGCAUUCUGGCAGGGUGCAUGGAACGCGAACGUGGAUCCGCAGAACGCCGCGCUCACGUCGGCGCCGCCCGUCCACCGCGCCAUAUUUGCCAACGCGGGCGCGCACGGUUGGCGCGACCGCCCCGGCUUCAACUCGUACGUCUUCCGCUCCGCAUUCCCGGCGCUUACGGUCGAGGUCCUCGAAGACUGGGAGGACCGGAUCAUCGCGACGUCGUCGCCCACUGCUCCGCGCCGCGCAUGGCAUUUCGACACCGUGCUCUUCUCCGACCGCUCGGCGUCGUUCCGUGGGCCGAUCUGUGGGUCUCAGACGCAGCGGAUCGCCGCGGAGGCCACGGAGCACAUGCGCAAGGCGGGCAACCUCACGAAGCUGUGGUGGGAGCCCGUUCGACGCGCGGUGUUGCGUUUCGCGGGCGUUGAUGAGCGCAUCCAGAACGUCGGGGUCCGGGCGGAUACGUACAUGGCGGGGCGUACGGGGCUGCUAGCUGGGCAGGCAGAGGGGACUGGGACGCGGGCGACGUCGGGCAUGCGGGACUCGGAGGUCGUGAUCACGUACAUCAGCAGGCAGGCGUCACGGAGACACUUGCUGGACCCUGACCACACUGCGCUCGUGGCGGCCCUGGAGGAGAUGGUGAAGAAGCAUGGGUGGGAGUUGAACGUCGUACAGGCGGAGAAGCUGAGCAAGGAGCAGCAGCUUGCUAUAGCGGCGCGCACAACGGUCAUGCUCGGAGUGCAUGGAAACGGCUUGACGCACCUCAUUAUGAUGCCUGUUACCCCUGUGUCGACGGUCAUUGAGAUCUUUUAUCCGGGAGGAUUCGCACACGACUACCACUGGACAGCACACGCCCUUGGCAUGCGGCACUUCGCGAUAUGGAACGACACGUACCACACGUAUCCCAACGAGCCACAGGUGAACUACCCAGAAGGCUUCCAGGGCACAGAGAUCCCUGUGUACCCGCCAACAGUCGUAAAGGUCAUCGAGGACCGGAUAGCGGGCUUGCACCCUCUGUAAGCCCUUGCGCGCAUGCUUCCCAGGGCGUCGCGCUUCCUGCGAGCUCCCUUUGCUCCCUCCCCUCGACCCAAAACGACUCGCCAUGCCGUUGCAGCCGUGGCUCUGCGUAGCGACACAUCUCAGUCUUCGCGCCCUUCCCCACGCCUCGGCGCCUGCUCUAUGCUCUCGAUGCGCCCUUGUUGUAUCACCCCCGCCACUACCCUUCGGCACCUCCCCCUGGUGCCCUCCACGCCUUCCCAAGGUACUAAUACGCCGCGUCUGUUCGCCACGCAACCCCGGCCUACCCGCUAUACUCGAUACCGCUCGCUCCUCCGCGCAGCUGCCACUCUUUAGUCUCUUCCC
This is a messenger RNA of Trametes versicolor FP-101664 SS1, 2043 nucleotides long. RefSeq lists its product as uncharacterized. The transcript has 5 exons. Lineage: Eukaryota; Fungi; Basidiomycota; Agaricomycetes; Polyporales; Polyporaceae. Gene Ontology annotation, biological process: protein O-linked glycosylation via mannose. The record is from RefSeq and is a predicted model, not a curated record. Bases 22 to 1701 code for a protein of 559 amino acids. Gene Ontology annotation, cellular component: endoplasmic reticulum. Gene Ontology annotation, molecular function: protein O-acetylglucosaminyltransferase activity.